AUGGAGCAAAACUACACAUUUACAAUUGAAUCCAAGAAAUAAAAUAUUGAUGCUCUUACUGAAGAAUAAUAAUAAGAAUUCAAAGCUAAUUCUGAGAAAUGCGAAAUCAUAGUCUUAAAAGGCAAUAGUUACUCUAAACAAUUUUUCCAUCAAUUCUCAGAAUUCAUCACAACCUCCAAAUAAUUGCAAAAAAUCAAUGCAAAUGAUAUCUUUGUUGGCAAAGGAAAAGAUGAAAUUCCUCAAUCGUUAGAGAUCUUAGGAAAUAGUCUAAUUGGAUUAAAUAUCUUAAGUCUUGAUCUGUCCAAUAAUGCAGUCAAUCCAUUUGGAGCAGAGGCCUUGAAGCCUUUCCUCAAAUAAGCUCAUUAAUUAUAAAGACUCUUCUUGAAUAAUUGCGGUCUUGGUAUCAGAGGAGUUACCUAAGUCUCAGAAGGAUUGUAAGAAGGAGAACAUAAUUUGCAAAUAUUAGCCAUUGCAAGAAAUAGAGCUGAAUGUGAUGGCGCAAUUGAAAUAUCCAAAGCAUUCCCAACAUGCAAGAAGUUAUAAGAAUUGCAUAUUUAUUAAAAUGGAAUCAAAUAAAAGGGUAUGAUGGAACUCUUAUCAUCCUUAAAUAAAAGCUGUGCUGAAUUAACAACCAUUGAUAUUAGAGAUAAUUUUGUACAUGAAGCAACAACAUAAGUCUUAAGCGAUCUCAUAACAAAUGCUGCUCAUUUGACAGCAAUCAACAUCUCAGAUUGUAACAUCUAAGGAAAAUAGAAUAAACAAAUAUUGGAAUCUCUAAGCAAAUUAGUCAAAAUUGAAAGAUUGGGCUACAAUUAUGCUGAAUUAAAUGAUGUCUAGGGAAAUGAACUAUACGAGAUUAUUGUUAAAUAAGUUGAUAAUGUCACAAAAUUGGAAUUGAAAGGAAAUGAAUUUAAGAAAGCAACAAAAUAAAAGUUUAAGGAAUUAUUCGCAAAUAAAGAAAAAGUACUUGGAGCAUUUGAUAGUGAUGAUGAAGAUGAAGAGGAGGCAGAUGAAUUGUAAAAACUAUUCAGUUAAUUGGUUAUUUGAAAUUAUGAAUAACAGUGUUAUUUAAGAUAAAUUUAUAUAAUUCUAAAAAUA
Messenger RNA from Paramecium tetraurelia, 1098 nucleotides. RefSeq lists its product as uncharacterized. NCBI's taxonomy places the organism in Eukaryota, Ciliophora, Oligohymenophorea, Peniculida, Parameciidae. Gene Ontology annotation, biological process: nucleocytoplasmic transport; activation of GTPase activity. The transcript is spliced from 4 exons. Gene Ontology annotation, cellular component: cytosol; perinuclear region of cytoplasm; nucleus. The record is from RefSeq and is a predicted model, not a curated record. Gene Ontology annotation, molecular function: GTPase activator activity; small GTPase binding.